AUGUUGACUCUCGCUAGCAGUGCCAAGGGCGAGGAGGUCGGUUUAGCGGAAGAGUUGAUAUUCAUUCUCGAGAACUAUUCACCGGCCGAAUUGAAACCAAUAGAGGCAGUCAAAGGAGCAAAGGUAGACCGGUGGCCGGCCGAUCACGAUGCGGAGCUGAUGGACAUUCUUGAAACCACACCGAAGCAGACCUUGAGUCUCAUGGAAGCCCAUAGUGGGUAUAUCAAGGCAGUGGAGCAAAAGCUACCAAAGUAUAUCCCCACGAAGAAGCACUCCCGAGGUAUUGUGACGGUCGGCGGUGGCUCAUACUUCCCGCCUUUGAUGGUCUCAUUGCGGCUUUUACGUCGAACCGGCACAGCCAUGCCGGUCGAGGUUUUCCUCCCCGAAGAAGAAUACGAGGAACAGAUGUGUGAGGAAGUGCUGCCCGCCAUGAACGCAGCCUGCCGCACUUUCCCUAAGCUGGGCGGCAAAAUCUCCCACUAUCAGUACAAAGUAUUUGCCAUAAUAUUGUCCUCAUUUGAGGACGUUCUCUGGCUGGACGCUGACAACUUUGCGCUUCACGACGCCGCUUCUCUCUUCACAUCAACCCCGUUUCAAAAGACUGGGAUGGUCUCAUGGCCGGACAUCUGGCAGACAGCGGUAUCCCCGACCUACUAUCUGAUAGCCCAAACAAAGCCAACACCCGUCUCUGCUCGUGCAAGUACCGAGUCCGGGCAACUUUUAGUGUCUAAGACCAAGCACUGGAAGACUCUUCUUUUGGCGGCUUACUACAACUACUACGGUCCCGAAUACUACUAUCCAUUGCUAUGCCAGGGCGGGGCAGGUUGUGGAGAUAAAGAGACGUUCCUCCCAGCAGCCGAAGCCAUGGGGCUCCCGUUCUAUGCGGUGGAGGCACCGCCCCAGCCCGUUGGCCAUUACAAGCACGACGAUCACCGAGAACGAGGAAUUUACAGGUUUGCGCUCAUUCAAGGCGAUGCCACCGACGACUACGUCCUCACAAAUGGCGCCCACCCAUCAAAACCCAGCUUGCGCACGGCGAACGACUCUGAAAGCGAUCUACAAGCCGGCGGACCAAUUGAAAGGGACGAAAAGGGCGUCAAUCCGUACGAUACCGUGCGGCCUUUUUUCUUACACAUGAUGACACCCAAAUGGGACGCACACCACGUCUUCGACCAUGUAGGCAGGUACGAUCUCACCCUGGACUACAAAAAUCACCAAGCCGCAGCAUAUCAGGACCCUCCCGAGAUAUCUGCAAGAAUCAAGGGAGUGGAACGGAUGGUUUGGGAAGAAGCGAGAUGGGUGGCUUGUAACUUGGAAAGUGUCAUCAGGUACUGGGUGGGCAAAAGGGGGGCGAUUUGCAAGAAGCUGGAACAAUAUUUCAAAGACGUGCUCGAUACCGAGAAGGCAGUCAAACUGGGACUUGCGUCCAGUAUGGCGCCAGCACCUUACAUACCUUGA
Molecule: messenger RNA, 1458 nt
Organism: Diaporthe citri
Lineage: Eukaryota; Fungi; Ascomycota; Sordariomycetes; Diaporthales; Diaporthaceae
Exons: 2
Coding region: 1-1458 (485 amino acids)
Biological process (GO): mannan biosynthetic process
Cellular component (GO): Golgi apparatus
Molecular function (GO): alpha-1,2-mannosyltransferase activity
Source: RefSeq, a predicted model, not a curated record